AACAGAAAUAAAGAGACAAAAAUGUAUACAACUAUUUUUGACACCGUAAAAGUUCCAUUUUUACCUUUGAAUUGUAAAACAGUUAUUCCCAGUAAUAAUCUAGCGUGUCAUGGCAUUGGUUUACUCUACCCUAUUUAUUAUACAGAGGACGAGGUGGUGGUCAUUGAACACCUUCCGGGUCGUCGGGUACAUCUGCAAGAUUUCUUCUGGACUGGAGCUGAUGAUGCGCCCCCAUGGUUGAACCCGGACCAGACACUGACACUGUAUGAACCUCGCACGGUCCACCAUACCGCAACUGUUUAUCUCCCUGCCGACGGAAAAGGCGAAGACGAUGAUCAAGGCUGUGCAAACUGCAUUGACCCGAUGCCAACUCUCUCCGAUGUCGAUCAGGACAUCGGAAUACUCAUCGGGGACGAUCCAGGACCACGAUACUGGCUACUAACGGUCUUACGAGCUGGCGAGACUGUUCCACCAAGAGUAGAGCUUCGUCUGGCCAGACUUUACAAAGCUGCAUUUUCACGCCAGCAAAAACAGCACCUUGGGAUAUUGUCUCAUUCAGCCCGUUUGCGGAGAGCUGCAUGGAGAAUAACAGGACGUGACAAUCGGCAAAAACGCGAUGGCCAACGAGCAAUUAGCAAAACUGAGUCCCAGGUCAAGGCGUCCAUGUCGCCCGAGUCACUGCUCGAAUCCGGCCAAACGGUAACAAAAAAUAUCGAUCCUGCGCCGGAAACUGUCAAAGUGAAGCAGAUGCGAGCGGUGAAGAUUCCUAGAAGGGAUUCGGUGAUACUCGAUACUGACAACGAGUCCGACUACCUUGAUGUGGCAAAAGAUCGUCACGACCCUCAACAGUUGGCGGACAAAAUACCGAUAGUAAGCAACUUGGCUCGGCCUGUCAGUCACGACGCAACCGUUCUUCCGUCCGGAGAACAAGACCCUAUAAACAAUUCAACACUUUCUCAUUUCCUAAAUACUUCUACAAUUCAUACCCGGCAUGAGCAAACUUCAAGAUCGCAAGAAAUAAAUUUCGAGAAAGAUGCUAACUCCUCGGAGCCUUUCGAGGCUACCCAAGCAAAAUUACGUAACUUGGAAGUGGGUAAGGUUCAAGUGAUGAUGCAGAAUAUGAGCUUGACCGAGGACGGUGCGACCAGACUUAUUUACUCGGUACAUCUUGGCGGUGAACCUGUGCCGGCAGCUAGCGCUGCUCGCGACAUGGCUUUGCUUUCUGAGCAAGAAGUCGCCCUCGAAUUAGGCGCUCCGGUCAUCAUACAAAGCGAACCUUAUCUCAAGGAGACGCGACCGCUAGCUUUGUCACGUCGGAGAGAUGCCUGGGUUCUGAUUGGCGCCGCAGCGGCUGCUCUGAUGAUUCUUAUAGUAGUUUUCAUCGGGCUUAUCUUUUUGGCGAAAAGAAAAAGGGCACAGAGCGCGGUGGCGGCACCUCCACCUGAGAGCAUAUUGAAGCGUCAGACCGAUUACGUUUCGGACACAACCGGACUCGACAAUACUGGUUACACUUCAGAAACUGAGCAACGGACCGAAGGCACCAGUCAAAGGCUCAGCGCCGGUAGUCGGCACGGAUCGCCUCUGACCCCGGGGACUCCUGAAAGUGUGGUCGCCGACAUACACCAGGAUCUUACCGACGAGGAAGAAGAAGAAGUAGAGGAACUCAAGGCGAGGUCGUUGACUCCUUGGGGGGGUCAAGAGUAUGCGGCGGUUCUAAAGAGACAGAGACCUGGUCGUCGAAGAGUCACUCAGACGAAUGCAGUCGAUCAUCCUCGGACACCGGACUCUAUGGACGUCGCCGAUGCCCUGACAACACUCGAGAACGGACACAUUCCUCAAAAAAGCAACCCCAAAGAGGACCUCACCACUUCACCGCACUCAUACUUGUCAAUGCCAUCGUGCAAACAAUUUCCGCGAAUACGCAGCGUCGAACCUUUGUCAAGAGUCCUCGAGCCUGUUGUGGUGAGGCACUUGGACAUGGAGUUCGAUUCUCCGGAAAUGCAAAGAAAGAACGACGACUUUGAAAGGGGGGACAACGAGACGUAUUUAAUAAGGUCUUCAAGCGUAAUGAACGACCCUGGAGUGGUUGGCCCUAUAGUUUGGGACCUACGGCGGCAAAAAGCAAUGGAAGGUUUCCCAUGCUCGCAGAAACAACUUGUUCCGAGACGGAUAUGGAGCAACGGAUUCCAACGAUUACGGGUCCCGUGGGUCGCGCCAGGAGACGUCUCCACGAACUCCUCGAGGACUCGUUCACUCUCUUCGGUAACAGGGAAGCCAAGCCAAAAGAUUCGGCCCCCCACAGGCCUCCAUCGCGUCUCCCGUCACCGGAGUACAUCAAAAUGCCAUCAGAAAACAGGGGAAAGUCUGCCACUGUCAGCCCGGUUGCAACUCCUGCAUCCGAGACGAAAACGAGGCCCAGAACAUCUCUGCCGCGUAGGGGGCUGGAAGUCGACAUCCCCGAGACAGGAGUAUCGGGGCCUCAUCCUCGUGGGGCCUGGGGGUCGAGACCCCUCAGUGCCGGACCGUUUCACAGGCCCAACUUACCAGAAGUAGAUACUGUCCGAGUUUUGGCUGACUCCAGAUUACCACCGGAGGAUCCGGCGAUGCCUCUGAUAGCGGCGAUAAAAAAAGAACUGGAAAAAUUCGCCCCGAAUUCACACUGAUGUUCAUCUUCAUUAUUUAUAACUCGUCUGAAUUAAUCAUCUAAUCACAUCGUACGUCAAAUGUAGACCGUAGAGUUUAGUUAACUAUAUAUAAUUCUGUGUUAAGUCGUUCUUCGCAAAUUUACUUAUAUUGUUUGUUAAUUACUAUUUGUUGUUGUUGUUGUUGUUAUUAUCAUUAUUAUUACGUCUCUGUUUACCGUAGUUAUAGUUAUAAUUGCGAGUUUACGGAGAUUUUAGUAUCACUGUAAAUACUCAAUUCAUGAAUCGAUAUUCUAUGCUUACGGCAGUUGAUAUUUUACCACAGUUUUCGGUCAUUUUCCGUUAGGAAUUUAGAGAUGUGCUUGAUUCUUCAGUCACACUGGUGCAGCUUUGUUCAGUUUGAAAAACAGAAGAGUUCAUGGUUCGAGUUAAUUUGUACGUACGUAUAAUUUUACGGAUCAUUUAAGUGUAACAUCAUAAUAAUUCGAUAGCUAUAUUAUUAUAUACAAAU
Neodiprion fabricii is the source of this 3153-nucleotide messenger RNA. RefSeq lists its product as uncharacterized. The transcript has 10 exons. The record is from RefSeq and is a predicted model, not a curated record. Lineage: Eukaryota; Metazoa; Arthropoda; Insecta; Hymenoptera; Diprionidae. The coding region runs from base 22 to 2553 and encodes 843 amino acids.